This is a messenger RNA of Fundulus heteroclitus (mummichog), 2322 nucleotides long. RefSeq names its product lipase, endothelial (gene lipg). Gene Ontology annotation, molecular function: protein binding; lipoprotein lipase activity. Lineage: Eukaryota; Metazoa; Chordata; Actinopteri; Cyprinodontiformes; Fundulidae. Gene Ontology annotation, biological process: lipid metabolic process. The transcript is spliced from 10 exons. The record is from RefSeq and is a predicted model, not a curated record. The coding region runs from base 245 to 1720 and encodes 491 amino acids.
CGCUCACUCAGUAGGUUGUUUGAGUAUUUCUGGAGCCGGUUUCUUACAGGCGAGCGUCCAAAAGAGGACGCACCGGUUCUUUCUGUCCUCUAGUAGUCACUGGAUCCGCCUUCACUGCUUUACCUCAAGGAGAACCAGCCAAAGGGAGAAAAAAAAAAAAAAAAAAAAAGAGAAGACGUUUUAGACUUGCUUACAGUGUUUUAAGUGUUGCUCUCUCUCGCUCUAUCUCAUCUGUGACUGAGAAAUGAAUCACAAGAUCGUUUUACUAUGGACUUUUCUAUUGUGUUUGUCGUCCGCUGCUGGGGGAAAUGCUGUUCUCAAAGGUGAAGAUGAGGGAUUUGACGAGUCACCAAUCAACCAUAAGCCUGUCCACGGCAUGAUUAAGUACAACAUGAGGAAGAACUUAGACUUGGACCAAGAAGGGUGCUACCUGCAGACUGGCAACAAGGCCUGUUUAGAAGAGUGCGGCUUCAAUGCUACGGCCAAGACCAUCUUCAUCAUCCACGGCUGGACGAUGAGCGGUAUAUUUGAAUCAUGGAUGGCCAAGCUGGUCUCUGCAGUGAUGCAGCGUGAAAGCAACGCCAACGUGGUGGUCGUUGACUGGAUACCCUUGGCUCAGCAGCUCUACCCCGACGCAGUCAACCACACUCUCGCCGUCGGUCUUGAUAUCGCCAGCAUGCUAGACUGGCUCCAGGAAGAACUGCAGCUCCCUCUGAAGAAUGUGCAUCUAAUUGGAUACAGUUUAGGCGCUCAUGUUGCUGGUUUUGCAGGAGAUAAAGUAAAAGGGAUUCUUGGUAGAAUUACUGGUCUCGACCCAGCGGGGCCCAUGUUUGAGGGUGUGGAGGAGAAGAAACGCCUGUCCCCUGACGAUGCCGACUUUGUGGAUGUUCUGCACACCUACACCCGGGAGGCUUUAGGCGUAAGCAUCGGGAUCAAGGAGCCAAUUGGUGACAUUGACAUCUAUCCAAACGGUGGCGACGUGCAGCCUGGGUGUGCGCUUGGCGACCUGUUGGCAGUAGCAGGAAAUUUCAUGGAGGUGAUGAAGUGCGAACAUGAGCGAGCCGUGCACUUGUUUGUGGACUCUUUGAUGAACAAGGAGCACGUGAGCUACGCCUACCAAUGCACCGACCCGGCUCGCUUCAAGAAGGGAAUCUGCCUGAGCUGCCGCAAAAACCGCUGCAACAAUAUCGGCUACAAUGCAAGAAAGAUGCGCAAGAGGCGCAACAGUAAGAUGUACCUGAAGACUAGAGCGGACACUCCUUUUGGAGGCUACCACUACCAAAUGAAGAUGCACGUGUUCGAUAGGAAGCAGUCUCAAAACGCAGAUCCAACGUUCUACGUGAAGCUGUACGGUGGACAUAACGACACAGGAAACCUCUAUGUUGUCCAUGAGGAGCCUAUUGGUCUGAACUUCACCAACACUUUCUUGGUCUUCACUGAAGAGGACAUAGGGGACCUGCUGAAGAUCCGUCUGAGUUGGGAAGGGGAAACUGAAUCGUUCAGCUCACUGUUGAAGGGUUUCUGGAACUGGAACCCAACGGCCACCAAACCUGUGCUGGAAGUCCGGCGGAUUCGUGUGAAAGCUGGAGAAACUCAGAAAAAGUUUGCUUUCUGUGCACAAGACCCUUCAAAAACUGAGAUCUCUCCAGGGGAGUCAAUAACCUUUGUAAAAUGUCGUGAUGGCUGGGAAGUUAAACCUAGAAAAAGGAUACCAAUGUAAGAAGUUGGGACUACAAAUGACCAAUGCACAGUCACCGUGGGGAGCCCCAGUGUGGGUCAGGGAGAAGCACAGUCUUCUCUUCACUUCUGCACUUUCGUUGGCUUUAAUUGUGCACUGGGGAAGGAGUCUUCAGGUCUUGAAUGUUUCUUGGAAUAAGGACAGUGGGGGGUCUGUUCAAGAGCUGGAAUGCUGUGCACGGGUUCGUAACUGUGGAGGUCCUGCUUGCGUUGAGAUUGCUGGGGAAAGUCAUUGACCGUUCCUCUUGAUUGGACUAGUGAAGUAGAAGAGCUUCGUGCCAGAAGACACCAGGCAUUAUAGUAUAUACUGUUCAUUUUUUAAAAAAGAAUAACUAUUUUAUUUAUUGAAAAAAAAGCACUGCAAGACCAACAUAAUUUAUCAGCACAUCCCAGAAUGAAGCACGUGUUGAAUAUUUCAAAUGCAGUAUUUAAUGUGUCAAUGUGUUUGUCUGUCUCAAAGAAUUGAGAGAUUACUGAUGCACUGUAUUUUCAUCUGUUAAAUACAGCCUAGUGUUACAAAGUAAUUUUGGGGUGUGUGUAAAUAGUGUAAAUACAUUUUGCAAAAUAAAGUCAAAUUUGUAGAAA